UUGUAAUCAGUACAAAGAAAGCGUAGAAUCCAUCAGGUUUUCAGUUGCAAGUUAUCUUCGUUAGAGUAAGCAAGCUGACCAAACACUGUGAGGAACUGGAAACGGAACGCGAAAAGUCUUGAAAAUGUUUUCAAAAUCUGAAGCUUUUUUUCUUGUGAUGGUCGUCAUGAUGGCGAUGGUGUUUGCUGACGCUGCAAAACACGGGUCUGAACGGCGAGGUGGUGGAAUGAGCAAGCCUGCUACAGUAAUAGUAUGCCAAGUCACUAACCAACCGUACGAGGGCAUUUUUCGUCACCGCCGAUGCUUAGUAGACAACCCGAACAUUGGAAACAAAAACACGGUCUGCGAGACGCAUACUGACCCUUAUCGAAGCCAUUUAGAGUUGGAUAGAGUAGUUAAGAAUACUAAUUGUGCGCCUGGACACAUCUGCUGUGAGGGUUACACAAUGGAACAAAAACCGGAAAGAUUACCAAUUCUUAAUAAUCCUAACCACUGACAAACCAGAGUCGGACGGCUGUUGUAAAGCAACGACAAUCUUUCUGUGCUGAUAAGUCAGAAUAAAGUGUUAGCAUAACUUGUU
Molecule: messenger RNA, 580 nt
Organism: Actinia tenebrosa (Australian red waratah sea anemone)
Lineage: Eukaryota; Metazoa; Cnidaria; Anthozoa; Actiniaria; Actiniidae
Source: RefSeq, a predicted model, not a curated record